UUUGAAUGUGCUGACGCCGGAAGUUGAGCAGAGAUGUUCCGUCAGUCUGACAUUAGUCGGUUUAAAUGAAGCUCGGAGUUAUGAAGAUCCUCCGCGGGGUUUCGCGGCAGAUGUGCACUAGCCGGCCGGAAGUGCGCGUCAGGUUCGCGCCGAGUCCCACAGGGUUCCUUCAUCUGGGUGGGCUCCGCACAGCGCUCUAUAACUUCCUGUUCUCCCGGCAGCGGCGCGGUGUGUUCAUCCUGCGGCUCGAGGACACAGACCAGAAACGGCUCGUACCCGGAGCAGCGGAGCACAUCGAGGACAUGCUGGAGUGGGCAGGAAUCCCUCCAGAUGAAAGCAGCCGUAGAGGAGGGGAUUAUGGGCCGUAUGUUCAGUCUGAGCGGCUGCAUCUCUACACUGAGGCGGCUUCGUCUCUGCUGAACACAGGCCACGCCUACUACUGCUUCUGCUCCAAUCAGAGACUAGAGCUACUGAAGAAGGAGGCGCAGAGGAGUGGACACGCCCCACGGUAUGAUAACCGCUGUCGCCGUCUGCAGCCGCAGCAGGUGGAGCAGAAGCUGGCUGCGGGAGUGCCGGCUGUGGUGCGCUUUAAGCUGCACAUGGGCACCGAGGAGUUCCAGGAUCUGGUGUUCGGCUGGACGGGUCACGCGGUGGGGGCGGUGGAAGGUGACCCGGUCAUCCUGAAGGGGGACGGUUACCCCACAUACCACCUGGCCAGCGUGGUGGACGACCACCACAUGCGCAUCAGCCACGUGCUGCGCGGCUGCGAGUGGCUGAUCUCCAGCGCGAAACACCUGCAGCUGUACCGGGCGCUGCGCUGGACUCCGCCCACAUACGCACACCUGCCCCUGCUGCUGAACCGCGACGGCAGCAAACUGUCCAAACGCCAGGGAGACAUCUUCCUGCAGAGCUUCCGAGACCGCGGCGUCCUGCCCGAAACCCUGCUGGACCUGGUGACACACGCCGGCUCCGGCUUCAGCGAUAACCGUAUGGGUCGGCGUCUGGACGAACUCAUUCGUGACUUUAACAUUUCCAAGAUCACGACACACUCCGCCCUGCUGGAUCUGGACAAAUUAGAGGAGUUCAGCAGGCUGCAUCUCCAGCGCAGGAUCGAGGACCCUCAGCAGUGUGUAUGGCUGUGUGAGGAGCUGAAGCAGAUGGUGAAACACACACACAGCUCUGAGAUCAGCGCCGCUGCGGUUCUGGAGCCGGAGUAUAUCGAGCGAGUGCUGCAGCUGCGCAAGGGCCACAUCUCGUCUCUGCAGGAUCUGCUGAGCUCCACACACUCGUAUCUGUGGGUUCGUCCUCGAGUGUCGCAGACGCAGCUGCAGAGUGAGAGCGCACACGCCAAAGACAUCGCCACCGCCGUCAUGCAGAUGGUGUUGGCCGGCGGCUCACUGGUGUCGAUGGAGCGUCUGAACAGUGAACUGAAGCAGAUCUCCAGCAGAACCAACAGCACACACAGCAGCGUGAUGAAGGUGCUGAGACUACUGCUGAGCGCACAACAGGUGAACACACACACACACACACACACACACACGCACACACACACACAGCAGCGUGAUGAAGGUGCUGAGACUACUGCUGAGCGCUCAACAGCGGGGGCCCAGUGUGGCGGAGAUGAUGCUGUCUCUGGGUGAACAGGAAGUGUGUGUUCGUCUUCAGAAAGCUCUGGAACUCUGAGGCGCUGUGUGUCAAUAAAGUGUUGUAAAUAUUUA
Danio rerio (zebrafish) is the source of this 1718-nucleotide messenger RNA. NCBI's taxonomy places the organism in Eukaryota, Metazoa, Chordata, Actinopteri, Cypriniformes, Danionidae. The record is from RefSeq and is a predicted model, not a curated record.